GCCGAGGUGGGGUGGGUACGGAGGUGGCAGCUGUGGGAGGAGGCGGCGCAGGAGGCCGACGAGCUCCCGGCCGGACCAGUCCUCGCGUCCUGGGCCGCGAACCCCGAGCCUGCACCGCACCGAGAGGCGAAACUGGCCGGAUGGGCCGCUGAGCCCGAUUCGGGGACCGCGUGGAGCCCCCUGGAGCUGAGGCCAGGAUGUUCCGCUUCAUGAGGGACGCGGAGCCGGAGGAUCCCAUGUUCCUGAUGGACCCCUUUGCCAUUCACCGCCAGCAUAUGAGCCGGAUGUUGUCAGGGGGCUUUGGCUAUAGCCCCUUCCUCAGCAUCACAGAUGGCAACAUGCCAGGGACCAGGCCUGCCAGCCGCAGGAUGCAGGCUGGAGCUGUCUCCCCCUUCGGGAUGCUGGGAAUGUCGGGUGGAUUCAUGGACAUGUUUGGAAUGAUGAAUGACAUGAUUGGGAACAUGGAACAUAUGACCGCUGCAGGCAACUGCCAGACCUUUUCCUCCUCCACGGUCAUCUCCUACUCCAAUACCGGGGAUGGUGCUCCCAAGGUCUACCAAGAGACGUCAGAGAUGCGCUCAGCACCAGGCGGGAUCCGGGAGACGCGGAGGACUGUCCGGGACUCGGACAGUGGCCUGGAGCAGAUGUCCAUUGGGCACCACAUCCGAGACAGGGCUCACAUUCUCCAACGCUCCCGAAACCACCGCACAGGGGACCAGGAGGAGCGGCAGGACUACAUCAACCUGGAUGAGAGUGAGGCCGCAGCCUUCGAUGAUGAGUGGCGGAGAGAGACCUCCCGAUUCCGGCAGCAGCGCCCUCUUGAAUUCCGACGACACGAGUCUUCAGGGGGCGGGGGACGAAGGGCUGAGGGGCCUCCCCGCCUGGCUAUACAGGGACCCGAGGACUCCCCCUCCCGACAGUCCCGCCGCUAUGACUGGUGAAGGCCCCGGUCCUCAGCCUCUCCUGUGCAACCUCGAGAGGCUGGGACAUCGUCCCCUGAGAGAACUUACCCCUCUCCAACUCCCACCCCCAAUUUAAUAUUAAUAGGCAAGCCGGCCCCCACCUCUCCCUGGGGGGCCUCAGGGCGAACGUGCACAGCCCCUCGUACCUACUUCUGUACGCCCCUUACCAUGAUGUGUCCGCUAACUUGAUUUUUCAUUUUGCUGCUCCACCUCCCUCCCCGCCCCCGCCACGCAGAGAAGGAAAGGUCUGUGGAGGUAAGCUCUGGGUGCAGGGGCCUCCUGGUCUUCGUACACCUCUCCCUCAGAGCCCCAUAGGGGCCAUUGGACCUUGACCAGGAGAGGACCAGGGAGAGGACUGGUCUCAUUCCCAACUCCUUCCCGCCCCCCUCCACACACAUAACAAAAGUCUCCCUUACACCCUCCUCUGCCUUUAUUUUUGAUUUGUGCAACUUGUAACUAGGUGUUUACGGAAUAAAGAAGAGUGGAAAAGACUAA
Molecule: messenger RNA, 1457 nt
Organism: Echinops telfairi (small Madagascar hedgehog)
Lineage: Eukaryota; Metazoa; Chordata; Mammalia; Afrosoricida; Tenrecidae
Gene: MLF2
Product: myeloid leukemia factor 2
Exons: 9
Coding region: 198-941 (247 amino acids)
Biological process (GO): regulation of DNA-templated transcription
Cellular component (GO): nucleus; cytoplasm
Source: RefSeq, a predicted model, not a curated record